CCCGCCUGCCGUCAGUCGCGCCGGUUUUGCGACACUCGCUGUGGGAGUCGCGGCCGCUGGCCGGUCAGCUCCUUCGCUGCGGCGGCUCCGGGUCCCGCUCCGCGGUGUGAAAGCAAAAUGGCAGGAAAUAGCCUUGUUCUACCUAUUGUCCUUUGGGGUCACAAAGCACCCACGCACUGCAUAUCAACCCUUCUGUUAAUGGAUGAUGUGUCAAUGAUUGUCACAGGAUGCCAUGAUGGACAGAUAUGUCUCUGGGACCUUUCAUUAAAUCUGGAGAUUAAUCCCAGAGCUCUGUUGUUUGGUCACACAGCCUCAAUUACUUGUUUGUCCAAGGCCUCUGCCUCCAGUGAAAAACAGUAUAUAGUGAGUGCAUCUGAAGGCGGGGAGAUGUGUCUCUGGGAUGUGAAUGAUGGGAGAUGCAUAGAAUUUACUAAAUUAGCCUGCACACACACUGGCAUACAGUUCUAUCAGUUUACAGUUGGGACUCAACGUGAAGGGAGGCUGCUAUGCCAUGGGCAUUAUCCAGAAAUUCUUGUUGUGGAUGCUACCAGCCUUGAGGUCCUAUAUUCUUUAGUGUCAAAGAUUUCUCCUGACUGGAUCAGCUCUAUGAGUAUCAUUAGGUCCCACAGAACACAAGAGGAUACUGUUGUGGCAGUUUCAGUGACUGGUAUUCUGAAAGUAUGGAUUGUAACUUCUGAAGUUAGUCGCAUUCAAGAUACAGAGCCAAUAUUUGAAGAGGAGUCUAAACCAAUUUAUUGUCAGAACUGCCAAAGCAUUUCCUUUUGUGCAUUUACGCAGAGAUCCCUUUUGGUAGUAUGCUCAAAGUACUGGAGGGUGUUUGAUGCUGGAGAUUAUUCCCUGUUAUGUUCAGUUCCCAGUGAGAAUGGACAGACCUGGGCUGGCGGUGACUUUGUAUCGGCUGAUAAAGUGAUCAUAUGGACAGAAGAUGGCCAAAGUUUUAUUUACAAACUACCAGCCAGUUGCCUACCAGCUAGUGAUUCAUUUCGCAGUGAUGUUGGAAAAGCUGUUGAAAACUUAAUUCCUCCUUUGCUGUACAGUGUAUUGGACAGAGCAAAUAAACAGUUACUAAUUUGUCCUCCUGUCACUCGGUUUUUCUAUGGACGCAGGGAAUGUUUCCAUAAACUUCUAAUCCAAGGAGACUCUUCAGGGAGACUGUGUAUUUGGAGCGUGCCAAAUACACUUGAGCAACAAGACAUUGCUGAAGGGUUGCAAAUGACAGUUUCAACUUCCUUGCAAGAAGCUUUUAAUAAACUCACUCCUCAUCCUGCUGGAAUUAUUGAUCAAUUGAGUUUAAUACCAAACAGCAGUGAACCGCUCAAAGUUACAGCUAGUGUGUAUAUUCCAGCACAUGGACGCCUGGUUUGUGGUCGUGAAGAUGGAAGCAUUAUUAUUGUGCCAGCCACACAAACUGCUAUAGUUCAGCUUCUUCAAGGAGAGCAUAUGUUCAGGAGAGGUUGGCCACCUCACAGAGCUCUUAGAGGUCAUCGUAACAAAAUCACGUGUUUACUGUACCCUCAUCAGGUUUCAUCUCGUUAUGACCAAAAAUAUUUGGUAUCAGGUGGUGUGGAUUUUUCAGUCAUUAUAUGGGACAUAUUUUCUGGUGAAAUGAAACAUAUUUUCUGCGUGCAUGGCGGAGAGAUAACGCAGCUCCUAGUUCCACCGGAAAACUGUAGUGCAAGAGUCCAGCACUGCAUUUGCUCUGUUGCCAGUGACCACUCAGUAGGACUUCUGAGUCUACGAGAGAAAAAAUGCAUCAUGCUUGCUUCUCGUCAUCUUUUCCCUAUUCAAGUAAUUAAGUGGAGACCUUCAGAUGAUUACCUGGUGGUAGGAUGUUCAGAUGGAUCUGUGUAUGUCUGGCAAAUGGACACUGGUGCACUGGAUCGUUGUGUAAUGGGAAUAACAGCAGUUGAGAUCUUGAACGCUUGUGAUGAGGCAGUUCCUGCUGCAGUAGACUCCCUCAGUCACCCAGCUGUAAACCUGAAACAGGCCAUGACUAGACGUAGCCUUGCUGCUUUAAAAAAUAUGGCCCACCAGAAAUUACAGACCCUCGCCACUAACCUUCUGGCUUCUGAAGCAUCUGACAAAGGGAAUUUGCCUAAAUAUUCACAUAACUCUCUGAUGGUUCAAGGUAUAAAGACUAACCUAACAGACCCAGAUAUCCACAUCCUCUUCUUUGAUGUAGAAGCUCUGAUUAUUCAGCUACUGACAGAAGAAGCAUCUAGGCCUAACACCGCACUUAUUUCCCCAGAGAAUUUACAGAAAGCAUCUGGCAGUUCUGACAAGGGGGGCUCUUUUCGGGCUGGCAAACGAGCAGCAGUUCUCUUCCAGCAGGUCAAGGAAACAAUCAAAGAGAACAUAAAAGAACAUCUUCUGGAUGAUGAUGAUGAGGAUGAAGAAGCAGUGAGGCAGAGAAGAGAAGAGAGUGACCCGGAAUAUCGCUCCAGCAAAUCUAAACCAUUAACCCUAUUAGAAUAUAAUCUUACCAUGGACACAGCAAAACUAUUUAUGUCCUGUCUCCAUGCCUGGGGUUUGAAUGAAGUUCUCGAUGACAUUUGCCUUGAUCGCCUUGGGAUGCUUAAACCACACUGUUCUGUGUCCUUCGGUCUUCUAUCUAGAGGAGGCCAUAUGUCUCUGAUGCUUCCUAGCCAUAACCAGUUGAUGGGCAAGCCAUCCUAUGAUGGUGUAGAAUUAGCAAGGAAAAUGUCUAUUACAGAGGGACUGGGAAGGGGGACUUAUGGAGUCUCACGUGCAGUCACCACCCAGCAUCUUCUGUCUAUUAUUUCUCUGGCAAAUACCUUGAUGAGUAUGACUAAUGCAACUUUUAUUGGAGAUCAUAUGAAGAAAGCACCAACCAGGCCUCCAAGGCCAGGCACUCCAGAGCUGUCUAAAGUGAAGGCUCCUCCACCCCCGGUUUCAAGUCCUGCAGCUCAAGGGCAAAUUAAACAAGGAUGGAGUCAAUUAGCUGCUAUGCACUGUGUCAUGCUCCCUGAUCUAUUGGGAUUGGAUAAAUUUAGACCUCCUCUUCUUGAAAUGCUUGCACGCAGGUGGCAAGAUCGAUGCUUGGAGGUAAGAGAAGCUGCCCAGGCCUUAUUGUUAGCAGAACUGAGAAGAAUUGAACAGGCAGGACGGAAAGAAACAAUUGAUGCAUGGGCUCCAUAUUUGCCACAAUAUAUUGACAGUGUUAUAUCCCCUGGAGUGACAGCAGAAGCUAUUCAGACUGGUACUGCAAGUCCAGAUUCAUCCAGCACAGAAGCCAAAGUUCAAGAAGAAGAGCAUGAUCUGGUUGAUGAUGACAUCACAGCAGGUUGUCUGUCUAGCCUCCCACAAAUUAAAAAGAUAUCUACAUCAUAUGAAGAGAGACGGAAGCAAGCUACUGCUAUUGUCUUGCUAGGAGUAAUCGGAGCAGAAUUUGGCGCUGAAAUAGAACCUCCAAAGUUACUGACCAGACCACGCAGUUCCAGUCAGAUUCCUGAAGGGUUUGGUUUAACCAGUGGUGGAUCAAAUUAUUCCUUGGCAAGGCAUACCUGCAAGGCAUUGACAUUUCUGCUGCUGCAGCCACCCAGCCCCAAACUUCCUCCACACAGCACCAUUCGCAGAACUGCAAUUGAUCUGAUUGGGCGAGGUUUUACUGUAUGGGAGCCAUACAUGGACGUCUCUGCUGUAUUAAUGGGCCUUUUGGAGCUCUGCGCUGAUGCUGAGAAACAGCUUGCUAACAUCACAAUGGGGUUGCCUCUGAAUCCAGCAGCUGACUCCGCCCGCUCUGCACGACAUGCUCUCUCGCUCAUUGCCACUGCCAGACCACCCGCCUUCAUAACAACUAUUGCCAAGGAGGUUCACAGACACACUGCCUUGGCAGCAAACACUCAGUCUCAACAAAAUAUUCACACCACAACCCUUGCUCGAGCUAAAGGAGAGAUCCUGAGAGUCAUUGAAAUUCUUAUUGAAAAGAUGCCGACAGAUGUGGUCGAUCUCCUUGUAGAGGUUAUGGACAUCAUCAUGUAUUGCCUUGAAGGAUCCUUAGUCAAGAAAAAGGGACUUCAGGAAUGCUUUCCAGCCAUAUGCAGGUUCUACAUGGUCAGCUAUUAUGAGCGGAGUCACAGAAUAGCAGUGGGAGCUCGCCAUGGUUCAGUAGCCCUCUACGACAUCCGGACUGGAAAAUGUCAGACUAUCCAUGGCCAUAAAGGACCAAUAACUGCUGUUGCUUUUGCUCCUGAUGGACGGUAUCUUGCCACUUAUUCCAACACAGAUAGCCAUAUCUCCUUUUGGCAGAUGAACACCUCUCUCCUGGGAAGUAUUGGAAUGCUGAAUUCGGCACCCCAGCUCCGCUGCAUUAAAACAUACCAGGUGCCCCCUGUCCAGCCUGCCUCCCCUGGCUCACACAAUGCACUCAAACUGGCCCGGCUGAUCUGGACUUCUAAUCGCAACGUUAUUCUUAUGGCUCAUGAUGGCAAAGAACAUCGAUUUAUGGUCUAGAGUCAGUCUCUUACUAGAAAUACAUUUUUGGUUUAAUAUUCCCUGUAAUUUUCUCUUUCUUUGUCCUGUUAACACCGGAUUACCCACACCAGUGCCUACGUAAGUCAUCCAGUGGAAUCAGCCAGACUGCAACAUUUCUGCAUGGUUCUCUAAACCAGCUUGUGCCAGCUGUGGAUUCAGAGGCGUGCAUGCCAGCUCAACAGUACAUAGUUAUUCUGUCACUGGGUAGGUUUGCCUAGCUAUUGAUAGGAGGGAAGAUGAUGGCUAUUGGGGAUGCUCCUGUUGCUCAGUGCAACAGAAGCUUAAAAAUCAGUAACACUGUGAUUGUACUCCUUGACUAGAUCAGCGCAUUCAAGAAUCAAAAUCCCAGUUUUUGAGGUUGGGCUGAAUCUAGUCACUUUUCCAUUGGAAGUUAAAGUAAGGCAUCGUCCCUAACUAUAAAUAUUAUUUUCCUUCUCAGUUUCUUAAAGAGAUAUACUGUUUACCAAAAAAGGUUCUGUGUUUACAUGUACUUUCUUUGAGUGAUUGCUUGAAGUGGUCGCUGGCAUACAUGUCAUAGGGUUUACCAGCUGGCUCCUUGAUGAGGGUCUAACCAGUUUGAGAUUCAUGAGAACGUUCAUGAGGAACUGCAUUUUUAUGACAGAGUGAUGUAUUUUCAUUUUGAAAAGGCAUGCAUCUUCAGAAAAAGUUCAGGUUCAUUAAAUUGGAAGUUACUGUUUCUUGUGGCCUGGAAGAAAGUGUGGUCAGUCCACACGUAAAUAAAGAGAAUCUCUUAAAGAGGAAAGGACAAACUUGAAAAGUAUAAUACUGAUACACCAAGGUCUUUUUCUGAGUUCCCUUUGCAGCCACUGCAGGUGUUUGUUUCAGAAAAAGCUUUCUUCUUCCCAAAGCAGCUUCCAUUUCUGCUGGAUCUUCCAAGGAAGGUAUAAUCCUGCUUUUGUUCCAGUACAUCCUAUUACUGCAUAAAUUAUUGUGGUGUCACAAAUUCCAAGUUUAGCUUUACUGAAGGAACACGGGGAAAGAAUGCAAGCACUUAUGGGAUUGAGCAGAUAUCAUUACUAUUUAGCAACCCAGACUAGGAAAACUUUGGAAAUUAUUUUGAGCAAUAUUAUUUGAAUAACAUAUAUAUUAGCAUUUCCCCCAAUAAAUGUAUUCCUUUGUAAUGGAAGCUCUACGUUCAUGUUUUUUCUGUUUUUACAUAUCUACAUUUUUUAAAUAUUUACUAGUGUGAAUAUAUAUUCUGGCUUAUGCUAACAGGAAAAAAUCCGUAAAAUACAAUUUAAUUUAAACACGUGGAUGUAUAUGUUUGUAUAGGUUUUAUUUUCAUUCCAUUUUGUCUGGAAAGCUUGCAGAAGAGAAAAGGCACUCAUUCAAUUAUAGCUUGUAAAGUAAAAGUAGUAUUUGCAGGAAAAAGAGGAAUAAAUUAAUUUUUUAAUGGCUUCUAAAAUGCUUUGUGGGUUUGUUUUUUGGGGGACGGGGGUUGUGUUUUGUUUUGGAGAAGUUAGUCUGUUUAGUACACUGUACAGGAAAGUAGGAUAUACAGUCCAGAAUCAGCAUAUCUGUUGUUUACUAUAGUAAAAAAAUAAAUACAAAUUUAAUUAAGACCAUUUGGAAUGUCACAUCAUUGCUGUAAAUUUUAUUCUUUCUAACUAUGGCCACAAUGUAGUUUCUAGUGGUGGUAAAAUACUGUAGUAGAACUUAGAUUUUUUUAAUGUGAGUUUAUGCAACAUGCAUGUAUAUUGUAUUUAUAACAAUAUAAAUGUAUACGUAGCCUCAAAAACAGGAAGCAAAGACUUUCAAGUUACACAGUGACUUUUCGCCUUAGAGUCAGAUAUUAUAGUGCUAUGUUUUUAAGUAUAAGCAUAUGAGGAAAAUUAAAAGGUACCCAUCAUGCAUUCCUCCCUAGGCAUUCCACUCAUAUUUACUUCUCUUACACUAUUUUUUUCAAGCACAUAUGUGUUUACUUUCAAAACUGAGAUGCAGUUACAGGAAAAAAUGGAUACAUUCCACUAUGCCACAAAAAAGAUUUUCUUUAAUACAGUAAAGGUUUGCUUACAUUAUAUGUACAUAAAAGUGGUUGUUUAAACUACAACUUUACUGGAUCAGAAAAAAGAAAAGAAAAAUGCCUGUCUGCUUCCAUACUGAAAAGCUCAAGGUAGCAAAAGUUCAAAAAUAAAUAAGCUAAAUUUUCAGAAGAUUAAGACAACUCGUAUUAGUGUCUAAUGUGCUGUAUCUAUAAGACAGUGAAAAUUGAAAUUCGCUCUAAUAUGUCCAUAAAAGCAGCCAAGAUUGCAAUUCAGUCAGAUUAGUGUUACUUGGCCAGGGACUAGAGGAGUGCUUGCGGGGCAGAAAUCUCUACCUGUUUAACAGAUAUUUGCAUAUUAGUUAAACACAAAUCUCCACUUUGGUGACCUUGUAAAACCUAGUCCCAAACUUCAUCGUAGUUUAGAUCUCUCAGUACUGCAGUAAAAUGUGUAUUGUCAUUCCAGUGUAAGCUUUUAGUGUUUUAUUGAUUUGUUAGUACUGUAUUUGGGCUUGUCCUUGUACAUGUAGAGACAUAUGUGGCUUCAUUGGCAGUUGACAAGCAAAAAUGACAUGAUGAGACACCUCUAUGAAAAUGUUGUAAUGAUUGAAGUCACUGUAUAUGGUAAAUGAUUAAAAUGUCUGCCUUUCAAGAAACUUCUUGAUAAUUCCACUUCAGAUCUACUGUAUGUACUAAAUGUCACUGUGUACAUAUGUGUGUGGAAUAAAACAGAAUGGUAUUGAA
Molecule: messenger RNA, 7261 nt
Organism: Alligator mississippiensis (American alligator)
Lineage: Eukaryota; Metazoa; Chordata; Crocodylia; Alligatoridae
Gene: WDR7
Product: WD repeat domain 7
Exons: 27
Coding region: 118-4494 (1458 amino acids)
Cellular component (GO): cytoplasm
Molecular function (GO): protein binding
Source: RefSeq, a predicted model, not a curated record